AGCGGCGGCCGGACAUGGCGGCGGUGCCGGGCGGGCUGUUCGCCGUGUACAAGCCGGCGGGGGUGGCGUGGGGCCGCGUCCGUGAGGCGCUGGAGACGCGGCUGCUGCGCGGUGAGGGCGGCCGGCAGGAUCUCGUCCCCUUCCCUCCCCUCCUCCGGGGGCUGCUGACCGCCCCUCACCCCCCCGCUUCUCUUGCAGAGCUGAACGCGGCGCCGGGACGAGCCCCGCGGCAGCACAUCCGCUUCCUGCCGGCCCCGGGCGGCGGCGGGGCCACCGCGCUCGUACCCACCAGGGUGCCGGUGCUGGCCGACCACCCCCUCGUCCGAGGCCCGCGGUUCAGGCGGCUGAAGAUCGGAGCUGGUCACCGUCUGGACGUGAAGGCCUCGGGAGUCUUUGUACUUGGCAUAGGCCAGGGGAACAAGCUGCUCACUGAUCUGUACAACUGCCACCUGACCAAGGUUUACACUGUUGGUGGGCUGUUUGGUAAAGCCACUGAUGACUUCUCAGACACAGGGAAGCUAGUAGAGAAGACAACAUUUGAUCAUAUCACGAGGGAGAAGCUGGAACGGAUUCUUGCUGUCAUUCAAGGAACAAAUCAUAAGGCCCUGCUGAUGUAUUCUAACAUUGACAUGAAAACACAAGAGGCAUACGAGCUGGCUGUCAAAGGGUUGAUUCGCCCCAUGGGAAAAAGUCCUCCAUUAAUCACAGCAAUCCGAUGCCUCCAGUUUGCACUUCCAGAGUUCCAGCUAGAAAUCCAUUGCUUGCAUGAGACUCAGCAAUACCUCCGAAAAAUGGUCCAUGAGAUUGGGCUGGAGCUGAAAUCAUCUGCAGUGUGCACACAAGUGCGAAGGAUCCGUGACGGUGUCUUCACGCUGGAUGAUGCUCUCCUGAGAACCCAGUGGAAUCUGCAGAGUAUACAGAAGGCAAUCAAGGACUGUAAGCUCAAAGUGAAAACAGAGAUAGAGAAAACACUAGGCCAUCAGGAUGAAAACCAUCUUCCUGACAUGGAUGUGGAGAUGGCCCACGCCACAGACAGCUGAGCGCGUGCUGCGGAGGGAACAUCCACGAGCACAAUAACGCAGCUCCACACUGACAGCAUGAUGGACAGCAGAAGGAAAGAGGUUAAUUGCAGUUCACUUCCACCCUUGCCUUGAGAUGACUUCAAUCAGAAAGGCAUUUUUUUUCAGUGACAGGCUGUAUAAUUGUUUUUUAGAGCAUCACAAACAGUUCACUAACAUGAGUUAGCUGUGCCAAAAUUCCUGUUGACUUGGGGAUCAUUAGGUUGCUAAGGAGUGUAAAACCCAUCCCCAAAUUGUUUAGCAGCAGGAAAUAGUGUCUUAGAGAACUGUAUUCCCUUGACUGCAGGGAUUUGUUUGUUCCUUGGAGCUGGCAGCAUAUCCCUUCUGUGGAUUUUAUUUUCCCCUCUGUUGUCCUAGAGUAUUUUCUUUCCAUUAGCUGUGUUUUCAGACACAUCAAAGCUCAAAAUGGGGCUAAAACAGGGAUGUGCAGGAGGAAACAGAGCUUAUGUAAAGCAAUACAAGGAAAUGGUUACACUGGGGUAGGAACAUGUGAUGAGGAAAGUGGCUUGUAAUAGGGACUGAGGUGGAAGAUAGACAAGAAAUAAAACUGACCUAAAGGGGAAGAGGCUGGUUCUUGGCUCAGUGCUCAUCCACCACCCAUCCACUGACUCAUUAAAAGAAAAAGAGCAUA
Molecule: messenger RNA, 1710 nt
Organism: Colius striatus (speckled mousebird)
Lineage: Eukaryota; Metazoa; Chordata; Aves; Coliiformes; Coliidae
Gene: TRUB2
Product: TruB pseudouridine synthase family member 2
Exons: 7
Coding region: 15-1040 (341 amino acids)
Biological process (GO): RNA processing; pseudouridine synthesis
Molecular function (GO): RNA binding; pseudouridine synthase activity
Source: RefSeq, a predicted model, not a curated record